Diatraea saccharalis (sugarcane borer) is the source of this 3040-nucleotide messenger RNA. NCBI's taxonomy places the organism in Eukaryota, Metazoa, Arthropoda, Insecta, Lepidoptera, Crambidae. The record is from the annotation of a GenBank genome assembly.
ACCCAUCUUGCUAUUUUAUGGCACUUACAAAUUACAGAUUUGUUGAUAUUUCACCAACUCUUUGUUUUUUUAUAUUAACUUGAUAUGCUACUUGAAUUGCUAUUCAUGCAGAGCUAACAUACUCGAGAUAAACCUUAAAAUAUAUACUAGUCAAAACAAAAUAAGGGCCACUUGUUUAUUUUGACGUUUGAAGCAAUAUAAUAAAUUUUUAGAUAUCGUAACCGGUUAAAUUUUUUUGUGGCGUUACAUUAAGUGUUGACAAACAUUAUGAGAGGAUACCUCUCACUUAAUUUUUGAAGUGGUUAGAAUUUGAAUUCGAAGUCGACCUUUUGAGUCAUUGAAACUGUCGAGUUCUUGGUGAACUGCAGGAAUUCCCUUUGUUAGUACGUAAUUAUAAUUUAGGGCCAUAACGCUGAUUCAUGAGGGCCAUUCGCAGCUUUCUGUAGCUCUACAACUGGGUUUUUCACGGGUGGCAAUUCAGAAUGCUUGGAUUAGGUUUCAAGAGACUGGGAGCGUUACCAGAAGACCAGGAUCAUGCAGGAGUCGAGCAACCACAUCACAGGAAGACCGCUACAUACGGUUAACUGCGCGCAGAGAGCGAGUCGUCACCGCCCGCUCCUUAGGAAACCGCUUGCACCAGGCGACUGGCACCCGCGUAAGUGACCAAACGAUAAGGAAUCGGUUAAAUGAAGAGCAACAGUUCUCUAGACGACGAGUAGUGCGAAUUCCAUUAACAUCCGUGCAUCGUGCAAGGCGAUUAACAUUUGCAAGGCACCACCAGGAGAUACAAAUCAACCGGUAAUUAACGAACGACAGCUCAUCAACGUGCUAAAGACAAGCUGGGAACAAAUCCCACAAAAGACAGUACGACACCUGGUGGAGAGUAUGCCUUCGAGGCUUGAAGAAUGAGUUCAAAAAAGGGGAGGACACACACGUUACUAAAAAAAAUCAUUUAAAAAACCUUCAGUUUUUUUUUAUUUGACACUUUUUUUUACAUUGUGUAUUUUAGGUUAAAAUGUCGAUUUUUACUACUGUGCUACCGUUAACGCAUUUGGAUUGUUUUUGUAAUUGUUUAUUGUGUUUUAAUCGAAUUUAUUCUGCUCUAAUACAAUGGAAUCAGGCUUUGUCAAGGCAAACAGUUAAAUUUUGCUAAAAUUUGAUGUUGAGCGAAUUCCUCGCAAAUAAUAAAGAAUUUUGCUCAUCUGAAUUCAAAAACAUCAAAACUUCCUUGUAAGUAUAUUUUGUGUAAAUUGAUCUUCAACAUUAUAUAUAAUUUAGACCUCAUUAGAGCCUACGUUUACAAACGGUAAACUUUCAUUGUUUACUUUUGAGGCUAGCUCUUUAUCAGCAUGUAAUUUGCUAAUUAAAGAGUUAUAUCUAAUAAAACUACUAAAUAUUUAUAACUACAGACCACCUACUAGUAUUUUUCCAUUUACUAUACACCUAAUAUCUGAUAAUCACCAAGUCAGUGUAUAUAUACUUAUUCUAAUUAAUUUCAAUUCUUUCAGGUCUUCGAAACCAUUUCUAUUGGCAGAAAUCAAAAUAAUCAAAAGUAGGCACUACCUUGAAAUUUAUAUCUGCAAAAGAUCUAUCUAAAGGUACCCCUAUAUUACCUUCUAAAUCUGCUGUUCUCAAAAAGUUUGUAGAAGAAGGAAAAAAGAGAAAAUUAAGUAACUGUGAGAUACUAAAGUAUCAACAUUUGUUGUGUGUUGGCAAAAUAAAUACUUUAUUAUUAUUAUUAUUAUUAACAUUUUGUCUCAAUGCAUCAACUUGUGCUUACACAAAAAGAAGAGUAAUGUGACUUAUUUUUAAGUAAAGUAAUUUUGACAACUGAAGUUUUAUGCAAAAUAGAAAAUGUAACCAAAGACUAGUUCAAAAAUAAGCUUUGGUUUGAACUGAGGUAUGGCAGGGUAACAGCUUCCAGAGUUUACGAAGCGAGUCGAUGUCAGACUGAUGAUGGGACUCUGAUUUCUGCUAUCCUGGGAGGGAAGAUACCAGACAUACCAACAAUGAAACGGGGAAGAUAUUUAGAAAAUAAAGUUAAAGGAGUAGUUUCCAAGAAAUUAGGGAACGAGAUCAAGAAUUGUGGACUGUUCAUCUCCCAGAAACAUCCAAUGAUAGCUGGUUCUCCUGAUGGAAUAUGUGGAGAAAAAUAUACAAUAAGUAACAAAACUUAUCUAAAUUAUAUUAAUAAUGGCAAACCCAGCAAGAAAUGUUAUGCCCACAUACAAAUGCAAAUGCAUCUAAGUGGUCUAAAAAACUGCUACUUCUGUGUUGCAGACCCAAAGUUCUCUUUUAAUGAAAAUGUGGGAAUUCUAUGUAUAUCUUAUGAUGAGCAUUUUAUGUCAAGCCUUCUUGAAAGUGUUAUUUCAUUUUGGAAAUCCCAUGUAUAUCCCAUAUUAUAUAAAAGUAUAGAAUAGAAAAUAAAAAGCAAAAAUUUCAUGUGUGUUUUAUUUAAUGAGAGAAUCUUGUAUAUUAAUCCAACCACAAGCUAUAGUUAUUACGUCAUCAAUAACUUUAACCAAACUUAAGACAGUCAUGCGGUUUUAAUAUGUUGAAUUCACGUAACCGUCUUAUUACCCGCUCAACAUGGAUUCGUAAGCUAGCUAUUUGUUUUGUUUCUUUUGCUUGAGCUUUAGAUAACUUUGUUCCAAUUAUAACACUUGGAAGUCGUACUAACAGCACACCCAUUUUUCUUAAAUACACUUCUACAUGCUUAAGUCCUCGAUCUGCCAUGACCCACAUAUUAGAGUUGUAAACAAUUUGCAAAAUUAGAUGUUUCAACAAUGCACGUGCACGAUAUGGAGGCCGAAUAACAGUAUUCGGUCUCCAUAUCCAUUUGAAAUAUACUCGUAGUUUAUCAAACCAUACAAAAUUUAAGGUACUUAAAUUUUAUUUUAUUUUCAAAGGUGAAACAACAGUUACAUAAAAUUAAAUAAACAAACAAUAAUAAGAAACAGAGAACCAAUUAUAUACUCACACAUAUAGAUCCAAACUAUAAUAAGGACACAAACCAAUGUUACCACUAUGUUUAUCAAAC